This is a messenger RNA of Micropterus dolomieu (smallmouth bass), 2478 nucleotides long. It is a transcript of the gene septin2, whose product is annotated as septin 2. The transcript has 13 exons. The record is from RefSeq and is a predicted model, not a curated record. Gene Ontology annotation, biological process: cytoskeleton-dependent cytokinesis; cell division; regulation of exocytosis. The coding region runs from base 171 to 1292 and encodes 373 amino acids. Gene Ontology annotation, molecular function: molecular adaptor activity; GTP binding; GTPase activity. Gene Ontology annotation, cellular component: microtubule cytoskeleton; synaptic vesicle; septin complex. Lineage: Eukaryota; Metazoa; Chordata; Actinopteri; Centrarchiformes; Centrarchidae.
UGCUGCUGCUGCUCUCGCCCAGUGCAUUGUGGUCUGUGUGCUAAAGGAAGCUGCUGCACCGGAAUCUGAAGAAUUUGAGGUGUCCGCCAAGUCUGCUGUUCAUCGUCGGCUAGUUUCUCUGUCCUUCUGUCUGCACUAUACUCUUCUGUAAGGUUUAGCAAGGAGAAAAAAUGUCUCAAGCUGACAAAAUGAAGCAGGGGCAGUUCACCAACCCUGAGACCCCAGGGUAUGUUGGAUUUGCAAACCUGCCUAAUCAGGUUCAUCGCAAGUCAGUAAAAAAAGGAUUUGAGUUUACAUUGAUGGUGGUAGGUGAAUCUGGGCUCGGAAAAUCUACCCUGAUCAACAGCCUGUUCCUCACUGACCUUUACCCUGAGAGAGUCAUCCCCGGAGCAGCAGAAAAGAUCGAAAGGACGGUUCAGAUUGAGGCGUCGACAGUAGAAAUUGAGGAGCGAGGAGUGAAGCUCCGUCUCACUGUGGUAGACACACCAGGAUACGGAGACGCCAUCAACAGCCAAGACUGUUUCAGCACCAUCAUCAGUUACAUUGAUGACCAGUUUGAGCGAUACCUCCAUGACGAGAGCGGUUUAAAUCGUCGGCACAUUGUUGACAAUAGAGUUCACUGCUGCUUCUACUUCAUCUCCCCGCUUGGUCAUGGCAUGAAACCCCUGGAUGUUCAGUUUAUGAAGGCCAUUCACAAUAAGGUCAACGUGGUUCCUGUCAUCGCCAAGGCAGAUACACUCACCCUCCGAGAGAGGGAGAGGCUCAAGCGCAGGAUUCUGGAUGAGAUCGAUGAACAUGGGAUCAAGAUUUACCACCUUCCUGAUGCCGAGUCGGAUGAGGAUGAGGACUUCAAAGAGCAGACCAGGAUCCUGAAGGCUAGCAUUCCAUUUGCGGUGGUAGGAUCCAACCAGCAGAUUGAGGCCAAAGGGAAGAAGGUGAGGGGCCGCCUGUACCCCUGGGGAGUGGUGGAGGUGGAGAACCCUGAACACAACGAUUUCCUCAAGCUGCGGAUCAUGCUGAUAACCCACAUGCAGGAUCUACAGGAAGUGACCCAGGACCUUCACUACGAGAACUUCCGCUCGGAUCGCCUCAAACGGGGUGGCAGGUUGUCCUCCCAUGGUUACAUUCUGCCUCUGUCUCCUGCAAAAGGACCAGAGCCGGAGGAAAUGGACAAGGAUAUGAUCCUGCAGGAGAAGGAGGCUGAGUUGAGACGAAUGCAAGAGAUGAUUGCCAAGAUGCAGGCCCAGAUGCAGAAGCAGGGAGACGGAGAGGGAGAAGGCACCCAUGCGUGAAAAGCAUAUGGUGUUUCAGCCACUGCUCGAGUUUGACUAGAGAGACACGGAUGGUAGCAGAGAAGGUGUAAAGGUGUCUGGUUAUUGACUUGUAUUGCUUGCCACUAUUUUUAUUCCAAUCCUACAUUGGAUCUGGAGUCUUUUUUUUUAUUUUUUUUAUACAUAAAGUAUAUCCAAACAGUGUUAUGUUUAUAUAUUUACACUUGGUUCUAUUUUUUGUUUCAUUUUAUUGAACUUUUGCCAGUUACUCAAAUGAAGUCACGUGACCCAUCUUUUAAAAUGGUGGCAUAUAUCUUUAAUACACACCAGGGAUGUGCUGUUACUCAGUUUUUGUUUCCUUAUUUCUUUUUUUGCAAUUUAGAAAACCAAAGUUUUGCUGCUUGUGUUCAGUGCUUUUAGUCCUAAAACAUCUCUCAAGGCACAUGCUAACCUUCAUUGGGAGAGUCAACUAUGGCGACUGCUAGUAGAAAAAAAAUUGCUUAGGUUAUCAAUUCUUUCUGUCAUGAGAAAACAUGAUUUCAUCUUGGUUAAGAAGUGACCACACAAGCCUCCCAUUAAAUAGGGAUCACCCUGCUCAAUGUUAAUCACAUUACCCUCCUCGUCUGCAUGUAACUCAACUCUCUCUGGUAAAAUUUCAGGUGAAUUUUCCCUCUAGUGCUGUGUUGGGAUCAGCGUCUCCCUUUCCUGUUUAAAUCUUAUACAUUAGUGCAGUUCUCAGAUCAGUGUCUUUAAGAAUGACGAUAUUCAAGUGUUGUUAAGCUCCUUUUGAGUUUGAUAUGAAUUAAAUAAACUGUGACCCUCGACCUCUUACAGUCUUCCUGUUGACGUGACAAAUGAAGGACUGACAAAAUGAGGUGCGACGCCUCUGUUUGGUGCUUCUCAACUAUGUGUCCUCUACACUGUAAAUUGAAGUCAUGUGCCAGGGAGCAUUAACCGUUUUGUGUUUCACUGAUGCAGUGAGAUUUAAGAGGUAUAAACUUUUACUUGUCCCAACUGCUGAGUACUUUGUGGUUUCCAUGACCACAGAGAUUUAAGCUGACCCCAUGAGGUCAGUGUAGCCAACGUUUCCCUCACCAGCCAAGAUGCGAGUUCUUGACAUUCCUCUUUGUGCUGUUUUUAUCCAAUAUUAAAGUACCAAAUAUUGUUUUUGAUGCAUAUAUUGUAAUAAAAGUUUUAUUAAACUUUA